Messenger RNA from Neodiprion fabricii, 3067 nucleotides. Its product is annotated as 4-coumarate--CoA ligase 1. The record is from RefSeq and is a predicted model, not a curated record. Bases 254 to 1873 code for a protein of 539 amino acids. Gene Ontology annotation, biological process: long-chain fatty acid metabolic process; fatty-acyl-CoA biosynthetic process. NCBI's taxonomy places the organism in Eukaryota, Metazoa, Arthropoda, Insecta, Hymenoptera, Diprionidae. Gene Ontology annotation, molecular function: long-chain fatty acid-CoA ligase activity. The transcript has 8 exons.
CGCAAACGGCAGAACUCGCCAACUGACAUCGCGUAAGAGUGUUUCGUUCGGCGACGAUAUUUUCCUCGAAAUAAAGGACCAGCCAGCUGUCAUCGCUCAACAAUUCUCUUCGCUUCGGACCUCGCAAACUCUCCGCUAUAUUCACAUCUGCUGCAGGGAGGGCCGUUUCCAGUUAAAGAGAAGAGUGAAUGGGAUGAUAGAAAAUAACAAACUGUAAUAAGAGGAAAAGUCAGAAUAAACUUACAAGUACAAGAUGUCAGCGGAUAAUGAAAAGGUGAUAAGCAGCAUCAUUCCGAAAACUCCAACGCCUCGAAUGUCUCUUGGGCAGUACAUGCUGAACUGUCUACGCAACAAUGGAACAAGCGUUGCACAAGUCGACGCUGUCACGGGAGAGACGCUCAAAUACAACGAGAUAUUAGAGCAGAGCAUUCGUUUGUGCGAGAGUCUACGUAAACGAGGGCUUAAGAGCGGUGAUCACGUCGCUAUUUCAAGCGAGAACCGAUUGAAUCUGGUCAUUCCUACACUGGCUUCGCUUUACUUGGGCGCAGCGAUAGCUCCCCUGAACCCAACUUAUUCGAAAGCCGAGCUGUUGCACGCUCUGAGUAUCUCAAAGCCGAGCAUAAUCUUCGUGUCACCUCGAUCGGAGAAGCUCGUGCUGGAAAUAAUCGACGAGAUGAAUCCGAAGCCGCUGGUCAUUCAACUCUCUUCGGAUGCCGAUUCCUCCGGUAUUCCCACCCUAGCGGACAUCCUUGCCGAGACUGAGCCAGUCUUGGAACUUGACAGCUUCAGUUGCGUCGAGCUUCAGGGCUACAAGAAGCAGGCCGCUGUCAUUUUGUGCUCCAGUGGCACCACUGGAUUGGCAAAAGGCGUCAUGCUGUCUCAUCACAACCUCCUGACUCUGGUCCAACAUUUCAAGAAUCCGGACUUCGUGAACCUGAAUCCAGACCGUCCGCUACUCGGGCUUUUGCCAUAUUUUCACGGUUACGGUUUCUCACUGGUUCUCGGGCUGAUAGCCACCAGAGGAAAGGCCAUCGUGAUGAGCGAGUUCGACCCUCUGGUCUUCCUCAGCGCCAUACAAACUCACAAGGUGGCGAUCGUCCCGCUGGUACCGCCGAUCAUGGUGUUCCUCGCCAAGCAUCCGAUCGUCGCUAAAUUCGACUUGAGCAGCAUUCAAGAGAUCAUUUGCGGCGCGGCUCCGCUCUCCGAGGAGAUUCAAACGGCCGUUAUGCGACGUCUCGGCGUCCCCUGCAUCCGUCAGGGUUACGGCAUGACCGAGACCACGGUGAUAGUGUCCCUGAGUCCAAAGACGAAGAACAAGAGCGGAAGCGUGGGAAUCAUAUCACCCGACACUUUGUGCAAGGUUAUCGACGUCGAGACUUCCAAGGUUCUCGGUCCCCGGGAACAGGGCGAGAUCUGCAUCGCCGGGGAUCUCGUCAUGAUGGGAUACUGCGGUGACCCCAAGGCCACGGCCGAGAUAAUAGACAAGGACGGAUGGCUUCACACCGGCGACAUCGGCUACUACGACGAGGACGGCUACAUCUUCGUCGUCGAUCGCCUCAAGGAGCUGAUCAAGUACAAGGCCUUUCAGGUACCGCCGGCCGAGCUUGAGGCCAUUCUGCUUAAGCACCCCGCGGUCAAGGAUGCCGCCGUUAUCGGCAUCCCGGAUGAGAACUCCGGGGAACUGCCGCUCGCCUUUGUCGCUCGACAGCCUGGAGCUCAGGUUUCGGCUGAAGAAAUUCGAAAGUUCGUCGAUGGACAAGUAUCACCGUCAAAGUGGCUGAGAGGCGGUGUCCGGUUCAUUGACGAAAUCCCAAAGAGUCCGUCAGGGAAAAUACUCCGACGAGAGUUGCGAAAACUGAUCUCAAAGUUGUAGAAAAUUCACCGGUACCUAAAUAAUAUGGCAUCGUCGGUUGAAUACAACUUUAAAAUAUUGACGGUAUGAAUUCAUACAAGUAUAAAUCUACGUUCCCUUUUCUACAUGAUACUCAAUUCCGAACAAAUAUGUGUUCAUACUUUUCUAAAAUAUUUCUAUAUUCAUAUAUGUAAUAUGUAUGUGUUAGUCCGUGUAUUAGUAAUAAUAAUCGACGAAAUGUGUGAUCAAAUUAGUCUCUUUCGCAACAGACAGUAUUUCAGCGGGCCAAAACAUGAAUCUAAUUCUAGAUGUCAAUUGAGUGUUCAAUAGCUUGCAAAGGUGUAGCUAAUUAAUUUAUUGCGUUGCCAAAAGCCAGUAUGUAUGGGGCAUGCCGUGCCAACUCGACCUACCGCUAACCCUCACCAUCCCCGAUUUGCCUUCAAUUUUAAUAUAUUAUUUCGGGGGUCGAAAACCCUGAAUUAUUUCAGAUUUUUUUUACCACUGGUUAUAAAGUUGUCUUAUUUUCAUACGAAUUCAUAUCCCCACAUCCGUCGGUCGUGCGAAAAAAUCAUCAAUAAAAAAAUUCUUCGCAAUGGCGUGAAUUGGAAGGAAAUAUUUUUCGCGAUUUUUUUCGAGUUUUGAUGCAUUUUUCUUCGCAAAACUGUCGAGACCUUGCCGAACAUGGAGAGAUAUUUGGUUCAGAAGUUACAAUGUAAAAUGGUUCACAGUUAAUCGAGUAUUCCAUAAACUCAGGUAGGUGCAUAAUUUCUCAGAACGUUCAUAAAAAUUGUUUUACCAUGCGGAUGAAAGAUAUUUAUUAUGUGAUAGAUCGAACAUCAUGUUCGUAUACGUAAUUAUACGCAUACCUGUCAUUUUUUUUUAUUUACCAAACAAAUGAAUAAUUAUUUUGAUUUUGAUAAUUUCUCUUUUAAGAUAUAACUUACUACCGCAGACAUUUAGUUCAGGUAGGUACUCACAUAUUUUUCGUUAAUAAGACAACUUUCUGACCAGUGGUCAAAAAAAUCUGAAACAAUUCAGGGGUUACUUUUCCGGUCCCCGAAACACUGCAUUAAUGUUCAAGCAAAAUCGGAGCUAGUGAGGGUUGGCUGCAGGUCGAGUUGGCAUGGAAUACCCCGUAUAUUAUAUCGAUGCGUUGACUCAGUGAAUUUAUGUAUACCUAUGUAUAAUCAAUAAACGUAAUUAAUUCAUCCCGAA